Halteromyces radiatus is the source of this 1707-nucleotide messenger RNA. Its product is annotated as peptidase S8/S53 domain-containing protein. NCBI's taxonomy places the organism in Eukaryota, Fungi, Mucoromycota, Mucoromycetes, Mucorales, Cunninghamellaceae. The record is from RefSeq and is a predicted model, not a curated record. The coding region runs from base 105 to 1595 and encodes 496 amino acids. The transcript is spliced from 6 exons. Gene Ontology annotation, molecular function: serine-type endopeptidase activity. Gene Ontology annotation, biological process: proteolysis.
UUUUUCUUUCUUUUUUUUUUUUUAACAAAAAGAAGGAAACUCGUCUCUUUCUCUCUCUCUCUACCCCCCCCCCCAUUCCACUCUUUUUUUCUUCUUUCUUAUAUAUGAUGAAACCUAUUUCCUUCCUUUUCUAUCUUUUCUAUUUAACUGUUUUUGUGAAUGCAACAAAACCAGUGAUUAGUAAAAAUCAACGUUAUAUUAUCACGCUUAAACCUACGACUGAUAUUGAUGAUUUUAUUCCCAAUUUAUUAAAGGGUAUUUUCGAUUUAAUUGGUGAUGUGAUUGGUGAUAUUGGUGAUCUAUUGGAUGGUGCUCAUUUGGAUAAACGUACCAAUCCAGUUCAUAUUUUUGAAAGUUUUGAUAUUGAAGGUUCUUAUAAGGCAAUCAGUACCAAAAUUGAAAAAAAUGAUCUUUUAGGUUCCAUUUUGGGUCAUUUUGAUGAAAUCACUUCUAUUGUACCUGAUGAAAUCAUUCAAUUUGAAUUACCUAAACCUCAAUCACUUCAUCGUCGUUAUUAUAUGCGUAAUUCUCCCAUUGAAUAUGAAAGUCAUAUCACCAAAAAUACUUCUUCCUCUGAACCUGGAAAUAGCACAAAACCUCAUGUUCUUCAACAAACUAAUGCUCCUUGGAAUCUUGCUCGUAUCUCGGAACGAAAAUUAGAUACAAAGGCUCCUUAUCUUUAUCCUGAUACUGCUGGUACCGGUGUUCGUGUUUAUGUUAUUGACGACGGUAUCAACAAAGAUCACAAAGACUUUAAUGGACGCGCUUCUUGGGGAUACUCUGCUAUUGGUGACGGUGAUGAUGUACUUAUUGGUGGUGGCCAUGGUUCACAUGUGGCAGGUAUUAUCGGCGGUGAACAGUUUGGUGUAGCAAAGAAUGUUACCAUGGUCUCUGUUCAAGUUCUUAAAAAGAAUGGUCAAGGCUCUGUUUCUUCUCUUUUAUCAGGUAUUCAAUGGGCCGCUAAGGAUGCCAAAAAAUAUCCCAAAAAAUCUAUUGUCAACAUGUCUCUUGGUGUCUCCUCUCUUGCUCCAAGUGCAAAUACUUUGAAUGAUGCUAUCACUGCUGCUGCUAAAGGUGGAUUACCCAUUAUUGUUGCCGCUGGAAACUCUGGAACUGAUGCUUGUGACUAUGUACCUGCUGGUAAUCCUCUUGUUUAUACAGUCGGUGCAUCUGAUAACAAAGAUACUUUGGAUCCCAAGAGUUGCUGGGGAAAAUGUGUUUCUAUUAUUGCUCCUGGUGUUAAUGUCGAAAGUGAUUAUAUUGGUGGAACGAAUGCUACUGCUACCAUGUCUGGCACUUCGAUGGCUGCUCCUCAUGUUACUGGUAUUGCUGCAUUGAUUCUUCAAGAUUUACAUGACCCUACACCCAAGAAUUUAUUUGCUGCUCUUACAAAAUACGCUACCAAAGGUGUCAUUCAACAAAAUCAACCUCACACUGUCAAUUUACUCGCUUUCAACGAUGUCACUUUAUCCAAAUCUGAUAACACUACCACCAAAGCACAACCCAGCAAAAAUAAAAAAUCCACUCACAAAAAGAAAUCUGGUUCCAAAAAGAAGAAGCAUACUCCCAAGAAGCAUGUUGCCAACAAAGACUAGAAUAUGUCAUGGAUUUGAUUUAGUUUUACUCUCCUCUUUUUUUUUUAUCCUGUACUUUUUAUUCCUGUACUACUUUUUAUUACAAUAAAGAACCCUGUUUUCUCCCAUUUAA